Molecule: messenger RNA, 2730 nt
Organism: Cheilinus undulatus (humphead wrasse)
Lineage: Eukaryota; Metazoa; Chordata; Actinopteri; Labriformes; Labridae
Gene: prrt2
Product: proline-rich transmembrane protein 2
Exons: 5
Coding region: 281-946 (221 amino acids)
Cellular component (GO): membrane
Source: RefSeq, a predicted model, not a curated record
CCUAGCACUCUGCUGCAACACGGCGCUUCAACAGCCCUUCUCCGCUCUAGUGCGCUGAAUUAACGGGAUUUUCGUGGAUUUUGGGGCUAAAAGCGCAUGUUUGCUAGUACACUGUGUGAAGAGAAGAUGCCUGAUGCGUAUUGUUUUUGAGAACGUUACCACGAUGCAGAGCCCAGGGACACCCCGGCUGCACUGAGACUGGCGCGGAAUUAAAAAGGUGUAACUACAGGCAGCACACACAGGAGUGCACCACAAACAGAGACUUGAUUUUGCUCUCAGCAUGGCUGUAAACAUGAUGCCAGGUCCUGCCAUUUGGCCAGGGGAGGAUCAGCCAUCUCUGCUGGACCAGGACGGCUCACUGUCGAGCCAAGCCCCCACCUCGGUGCAGUGCCAACCAGUCAGAGGUGACCAGCUCAUCAACAGCAGUCCAGCCAACACGAGACCCCCUCGCAGCAAAUCCAAAGGAGAGCUAGUGAUAGUGAUCAAUGAGAAGCUGAAGAACAGUAACGGGAUCCAUCAAACACCUGCAGAGAGCACCUCUCCAGUCAUCUCCUCCCCUCCCAGGAGGCAGCACUCCAUCUCCUACCCUCAUCAUGGCAAGACUAGGAAGGGGAGCAGGGCCAGCUCCAUCGGCUACACCGCCUUCUCGCCCAGGCCGUCGCUCUCUCGCCACUCCAGCAUCGCUACGAACCCACCUCUAGACCGCACUAAAGUCAAAGACUACCUCCUCCUCUCCGUGCUGGCCUGCUUCUGCCCUGUAUGGCCCAUCAACAUCGUGGGAUUUGUCUACUCCAUCAUGUCCAAGAACAGUCUGGAGCAGGGGAACCUCGACGGAGCCGUACGUCUCGGAAGGGUGGCUAAGAUGCUCUCCAUGGUGUCUCUAGUAGGAGGGACGGUCAUUAUCAUCGCCUGCAUUGUCAACCUGGCCAUAAAUGUGAAAACCUGAGUUUCAUCCCAGGGUGAAACUGGAUAAGGCUGAAAAGUGACCGUCUGGCCUGCACCUGCACCACCGUCUUUACCGCCUAGUCAUUACCUGGAUGUGUGACAAAUAUGCACCCGAUAUUCAGUGCUUACUUAUAUUUCUGUAAUCUAUAUCAAAUCCCUUUUUGCUAAUGGAGGAAAAUAAAUAUGCAAAUUCUGCUGCUCUGAGUCGGGUUGGGGGAGGGGGUUGUCCGUCUGGUGUUAGGUGGAGGAAGGAAUCUAAUCAGUCCCUUGGUAUUCUGGUCAACACAUUCAGAGUGAUUCUCGAGAAAGACAGAAAAAAAAGACACUGAGAAUCCUUUCAUCACCUGCAGAAGUGAUUCACACAGAGCUGGGAAAAGAGAAACCAAUGGAGGUGGUUACAGAUCGUACAAAAAAAGAAGAAAAAAAAACACGCAGGAUGGCCUCCCCAGCUUCAGCUCCACAUAAAGUACCAACAAAAUGUCCGGACCCAUCCGAGCGCCAGCUUCCUGUUAAAUCCCCUCAGAUACAUGAAGAGCCUCUGGGGUCACAGAAAAGAAAUCAUCCCUCACACGGAGACAAAAACACUUUGAAUCACUAUUUGUGGUCCUGUUUCAGACUCUUUUCUCUGAUUUCCAUGUCAUCUUGUGUUUGAGACCAAGCGUACGGGUGGUGAAAGAGCAGGAAAAAGAAGCUUACCAAGGACAAGCUGUGGGUGCUAAAACAGAAGAGAUUAUGGAGAGUCUUGCACACGUCACAGUCAUCACUACAAGGGAAAAAAUGUGCCAAAAAAAGAAUAGAAAAGGAAAUGUUCUUGCUUUGUAAAGACCGAAGUCUGAUCACAGAAUCGCUGUUGUAGAGAGGAACAUUAAAAGUGUUUUUACUCUGCUGCACCUUUUACUUUCUAUCUGACCACUGUGAGCCAGGAGGGGAAGGUACAUGUUCACAAGAACCCCACUGUAGCAAGGAAAACCAUUACGUAAUGUCAUAUAUCACCUUUUGAUAAUGUUUGUAAAACAUUUUGAAACUAGGAAAAGAUUACGUAACAUGAUGCUUUGAGGAGCCAAGCCGCAGAUGACAAGUGGCGGUAGCAUUGUAUGCACAUGGACGUCGUGUUUGGUUAACAAAUUAAAUAGCUUGUGAUUGCAGACAGAUUUGAGCUUGUGCUUUUAAAGCAGACAGACUGUGGUAUUUUCCCUCUAAGAACCCUAUAAAAAACACUUUAAAUAUGCCCAACAAACAGGAUGCCCUCUUUACAAAAUGAAUUCUUAGCUGAAUUGGUUCAUAACUAAUGAUCAGUUCCCUUUGUAUCCUGAACUAACCUCUAAUUUCUAUCGACCUGUCAUUCUCACUGUGAUCUGAAACAUAAAAAUUGAUAAACUGCUCUUUAUUUGCUUUAUACUGGAUUUGAAAUCAUGUACAGAAACGCCACAACCUCAAAACUUGUGACAACUGCAGACAAUUUUUGUAAGGAUUAAUAUGGCCUAUUUUCCCUCUGUUGAUACUUCGUAUGUACACUUUAUUGUAAUCAACAUUUGAUGUAUUCUGCAGAUAGAAAUCUUAUUAUCGUGGUAACUCUAGAGUUGAUAUGAGUUAGCAUUAUGUAGUUUUAUCUAAUGUAGGCACAGAAGCUGUCCUUUAGACAGACAUUGUAUUACCAGCGGGCUUCUAUAAUCUUUGUGGUUAUUGGCAUGUUGUGGAUUUUUAUUCAUGUAAAAUGAUGGAAGUUGAAAAUGACAAAGAUAAGCUGGCACUUGGAAUCUUCUAUUUAUGCAGCACAUUCAUAAU